Messenger RNA from Aspergillus chevalieri, 753 nucleotides. Its product is annotated as dienelactone hydrolase family protein. The record is from RefSeq and is a predicted model, not a curated record. The transcript is spliced from 3 exons. Gene Ontology annotation, molecular function: hydrolase activity. Bases 1 to 753 code for a protein of 250 amino acids. NCBI's taxonomy places the organism in Eukaryota, Fungi, Ascomycota, Eurotiomycetes, Eurotiales, Aspergillaceae.
AUGUCCGGUGUUAGCAAGGCCUGCUGCCAGAUCCCCCCUAUCGUCGCCCAGGGCUACCAGGGCAAGGGUGAAUACAAGACCAUCAAUGGCUUGAAGACGUACGUUACUGGUCCUGAGUCCGCCUCCAAGGCUAUCCUCGUCAUCUAUGAUAUCUUCGGUUUCUUCCCCCAGACCAUCCAAGGAGCCGACAUCCUGGCCAACUCCAACGAGCAAAAGUACCGUGUCUUCAUGCCCGACUUCUUCGAGGGCCAGCCCGCCGACAUCACCUGGUUCCCCUCUCAAACCGACGACCACAAGCAGAAGCUCGGCAACUUCUUCCAGACCAAGGCCGCUCCCCCGAACACCCUCUCCAAGAUCCCCAAUGUCGUGGCCGAAGCCAACAAGCUCUCCACCAGCGGCAGCUUCGACUGGUCCAUCCUGGGCUACUGCUGGGGUGGUAAGAUUACUGCUUUGUCCUCCGGCCAGGACAACAAGCUCUUCAAGUCUGCUGUGCAGUGCCACCCCGCCAUGGUUGACCCCAACGAUGCCAAGGCCGUGAACAUCCCCAUGGCUGUCUUGGCCUCCAAGGAUGAGGUUCCCAAGGACAUCGAGGCGUUCAAGGCCAACCUCAAGACUCCGAACCACGUCGAGACCUUCCCCACCCAGAUCCACGGCUGGAUGGCUGCUCGUUCGAACUUGGAGGACGCCGAGGUGCGCAAGGAGUACGAGCGUGGCUACAAGACCGUGCUUGACUUCUUCCACAAACACGCUUAA